Vombatus ursinus (common wombat) is the source of this 337-nucleotide messenger RNA. Its product is annotated as tubulin-specific chaperone A-like. The record is from RefSeq and is a predicted model, not a curated record. Gene Ontology annotation, molecular function: beta-tubulin binding. Lineage: Eukaryota; Metazoa; Chordata; Mammalia; Diprotodontia; Vombatidae. Gene Ontology annotation, biological process: tubulin complex assembly; post-chaperonin tubulin folding pathway. Gene Ontology annotation, cellular component: microtubule cytoskeleton; cytosol. The transcript has a single exon. The coding region runs from base 1 to 327 and encodes 108 amino acids.
AUGGCUGGUCCUCCCAUGAGGCAGAUCAAGAUCAAAACGGGCGUGGUGAAACAGUUGGUCAAAGAAAAACUGAUGUAUGAAAAAGAAGCAAAACAACGAGAAGAAAAAAUUGAAAAAACGAAAGCUGAAGAUGGUGAAACCUAUGCCAUGAAGAAGCAGACAGAAAUUUUGCAAGCAUCUCGAAUGAUGAUUCCAGAUUGCCAACACAGAUUGGAAGCUGCAAGUUCUGAUCUUUUACAGCUGUUGGAAAAUGAAAAAGACUUGGAAGAAACUGAAGAAUAUAAAGAAGCAUGUUCAGUUCUGGAUUCAGUGAAGUUAGAGGCUUAAAAUGUUUCUC